UGGCUAUCCUGCUUUUUCAAAAAAUAAUAAUAUUUACAAAUGAUAUUAAUAAACAAAUUUUCAUAUUGAUAAACACAUGACUAGUUAUAUUAGUUCUGUAUUAGGGAAUAUUGUAAAAGUAAAUCUACUUAUAAAACAAUUUAGUUAACAUAACCACACUUAUGGUUGUCAAAUUGUACUAACCUCACAAAAAUGUAUACAUCAAAAACAUUGCACUACACGAAAUCAAUCAAAAGACAAUUAUGCUUGCGUAAUUUCUCCUUAGACAAAACCUACGAUGUCAUUGUGGUUGGGGGCGGACAUGCUGGGAGCGAGGCAUGCGCUGCCGCCGCCAGAAUGGGUGCUGCAACUUUGUUGGUCACCCAUAAAAAAGAAACAGUGGGAGAGAUGUCAUGUAACCCUUCAUUUGGAGGCAUUGGCAAAGGCCACUUGAUGAAAGAAGUUGAUGCUUUGGAUGGGGUUUGUGGCAGGAUUUGUGACAUGUCAGGCAUACAAUACAAGGUUUUGAAUAAAAGGAAAGGCCCAGCUGUGUGGGGUUACAGGGCACAAAUAGACAGAGAUUUAUAUAAACAGAAUAUGCAAACAGAAUUGUUUACUAAAACCCCCAAUUUGGAUUUACUUGUUGCACCUGUUGAAGAUUUAAUUAUUGAAAAUCCUACAACAAAUAUUAAUAAUCAAAGAGUUGUAGACUGUUCAGGCAUAAUAUUAAAUGAUGGUACCAAAAUAAGAUCAAAAAGUGUUGUUAUUACAACUGGCACAUUUUUAAAAGGUCAAAUAAAUAUAGGAUUAAAUGUGUUUCCUGCUGGCAGAAUUGGUGAUCAACCUGCUAUAGGUUUGGCAAACACUUUGGAAUCUCUAAAUUUGAAAAUGGGAAGACUGAAAACUGGAACACCUCCUAGAUUAAAUGCAGAUACAAUUAAUUUCAAAGUCUGCAGCCAACAAAAAGGAGAUGACCCUCCACAACCUUUUUCUUUUAUGAAUGACAAAGUUUGGAUUAAGGCUGAAGACCAACUGCUGUGUUAUUUAACCAAAACUACUACUGCCAUUGAAGAUAUUGUCAAAAAUAAUUUACAUGUUAAUAGGCAUGUUACAGAAGAAGUAAAUGGCCCUAGAUAUUGUCCAAGCAUAGAAUCCAAGGUGCUAAGAUUUGGAGGUAGGCAACAUCAAAUUUGGUUAGAACCUGAAGGUUUGAAUAGUAAAGUUAUCUACCCUAAUGGAAUGUCUUGUACUCUGCCUGAAGAACUACAAGUACAACUAGUUAGAACGAUUCCAGGCUUAGAAAAUGCAGAAGUUUUAAGACCAGGAUAUGGUGUUGAGUAUGAUUUUGUGGAUCCCAGAGAAUUAUAUAAUACUCUUGAAUUAAAAAAAGUCAAUGGUUUAUUCCUGGGUGGACAAAUAAAUGGCACUACAGGCUAUGAAGAGGCAGCAGCACAAGGAGUAAUCGCAGGAAUAAAUGCUGCAGCAAAAGCUUUAAAUAGGAAACCAUUGACUGUAAGUAGAACUGAAGGUUACAUAGGUGUAUUAAUAGAUGAUCUGACAACUUUAGGCACAUCAGAACCAUACAGAAUGUUUACAAGUAGAGCUGAGUUUAGGCUGACUCUAAGACCAGAUAAUGCUGAUCAAAGACUGACAGCAAAGGGGUUUGAAAUUGGCUGCGUUUCAAAAGACAGAUAUGAUACAAUGUUGCGCGUUCAGUCACAGUUAAACGACGGACUCCAGUUGUUGAAGGGCAUUAGCAAGACUGUAAAACAAUGGAGGGAUUUAUGUAACUUGACACCAUCCAGGAGUCACAUGCAAAAAUCUGCAUUUGACAUGCUGGAUACAAACAAUGAAGGCAUCACCAUAAGUAUCUUAUCUCAAGCAGCACCAGAAUUGAAAGUAUUAACAGAAAAUCCUGCUCUGGAGAAUAGGUUACAUAUAGAAGCUUUAUAUGAAUACGCCGCCCAGGAACAAGCUGAGGAGGUCGAGGAGUUAAGACGCGACGAACAGUUGAUAAUUCCCAAAGAUUUAGAUUACAAUUCGAAUUCACUUUGUCUUAGUUGUGAGGAGCGAGAAAAAUUACUACGAAUUCAACCUCAAACGAUUGCUGCCGCGAGUAGAAUUCCAGGAGUUACGCCGUCGUCAGUAUUCCGACUUUUAAGGUAUGUGAAACAAAGAACUGAUAAUGCAGCGUUGUAAAUGUAAAGUUAAAUAAAUGAAUAUAUUUUAUAUAAUG
This is a messenger RNA of Aethina tumida (small hive beetle), 2215 nucleotides long. Its product is annotated as protein MTO1 homolog, mitochondrial. Gene Ontology annotation, molecular function: flavin adenine dinucleotide binding. The transcript has 11 exons. Gene Ontology annotation, biological process: tRNA methylation; tRNA wobble uridine modification. The coding region runs from base 193 to 2178 and encodes 661 amino acids. NCBI's taxonomy places the organism in Eukaryota, Metazoa, Arthropoda, Insecta, Coleoptera, Nitidulidae. The record is from RefSeq and is a predicted model, not a curated record. Gene Ontology annotation, cellular component: cytosol.